Molecule: messenger RNA, 1725 nt
Organism: Diceros bicornis minor
Lineage: Eukaryota; Metazoa; Chordata; Mammalia; Perissodactyla; Rhinocerotidae
Gene: RNASE4
Product: ribonuclease A family member 4
Exons: 2
Coding region: 107-550 (147 amino acids)
Molecular function (GO): RNA nuclease activity; nucleic acid binding
Source: RefSeq, a predicted model, not a curated record
AUCAUAUAAGCGAGGAAGAAGCGGCUGAGAAACAAAAACUUCUCUUUCCGCUGUCCUGCCCGUUUCUGCAGCCUUGUUCCGAGGCCGAGGCACCUCCAAGGUAGCAAUGUCUCUCCAGAGGACCCAUUCAUUGCUUCUGCUCUUGCUGCUGACCCUGCUGGGGCUGGUGCUGGUACAGCCAUCCUAUGGCCAGGAUGACAUGUACCAACGAUUCCUGCGGCAACACGUGGACCCUGGGGUGAGAGAUGGCAGUGAUCGCUACUGCAACUUGAUGAUGCAAAGACGGAAGAUGACUCUCUAUCAGUGCAAGCCCUUCAACACCUUCAUCCAUGAAGACAUCUGGAACAUUCGUAGUAUCUGCAGCACCACCAGUAUCCAGUGCAAGAAUGGCAGGAUGAACUGCCAUGAGCGUGUAAUGAAGGUCACAGACUGCAGGGAGACAGGAAGUUCCAGGGCUCCCAAUUGUAGAUAUCGGGCCAUCGCCAGAACUAGGCGUAUUGUCGUUGCCUGUGACGGUAACCCAGAGGUGCCUGUGCACUUUGAUAGAUAGACGCCACCUGUCAGGGGUUAUGGCCCAGCAGUUGGCCUUUCACUUACUCCUUGAAUAGCAAUGAGUAAAGCAUUUGAGCUGUCCAGGCUCUGUCUCCUCUGCUUAUUUCUUAUUCUUUUUCUCUAUAUACCCAUUCUGUUAAAUAAAAUCACAGAGAAGUGGAGACAUAAACCUAUAAGAAGUCUGGGCUUUUCUAUAAUAAGCUUCCUUUUAUAAUACUAGUCAACUUAGCUCUCUCAAAUCCUUUCCUUUGGAAUUUAGUCAUUAUUUGUAUUUCUAUAGCAUUUCAAGCAAUUCAAAGUGCUUUCGUCUAAAUUUUUUCAUUUUAACGCCACAGUACCCCUGUAACGCUGCUGCUGAUAUUGUUAUAUAUACUAACCUGAAGUCAAGGGAUCUGCUAAAGACCAUGAAGUUAGUGGAUGUGCUGAGACAAAAAUCCAGUUUAACUGGCUACUAAUCUAGGGUAUUUUCCACUUCAUUACAAGGAGUAUUUUGAAACUAUCUUUUUUUUUGUUAUGCCCAAAACUCAGCUGUUGGGGGAAACAUUAAAAAUUUGGAAAUAUGUACUGGCAAAACAAGAGCUCUAUCUGUAUAAUUUGGCAAUUUUGUUGUGUUUGGAUCUAAUAAGAUCAAGAAAUGAUACAAGGAAUUUUCUUUUUCUCUUCUCAAACUGUUGAAUCACCCUCGUAAGUCAAAGUAUUAAAAAUAUACUAGAUCAUUAAGAAUCAUUCCCUCUUCCUGAAUGAAAGAUAUUUCAUGUUUUCCUUAUAGUAAAGGACUUAAACUGCACAUAUCUGAGAAAACUGUGCUAAGGUUCUUGUGUGGGGGAUUAUUUCUUUUUCUCCUAUUCUUUUUCGUUCUCCUAUCCUCUUUUAAUUCUUCUCUAGUUUAUAAACAUGCAUACACCUUAAUAUCCUCAUAAAUUCUGGUCCAAGACUAAUGCCCAUCAGAUCGAUGGACAUGACACAGAAAACUUUGUCUCAUUUACUCCAGAGGGAAUGAUUCCUCUCAAAGAUAAUUCUCACACCUUCCCUUCUCUCUUUGAAUAUUUACAAGCAAAUUGGACAACAGAGAUGUAUGAAGAUGCUAGCUGCUAAAGAAGGAAAGUGUGUGUGAAUGUUUGUGUGUGAUUAAACCAAAAACCUUUCAAUUACAGCAGAUAUCUAUUAUUUGUG